Sclerotinia borealis F-4128 is the source of this 1182-nucleotide messenger RNA. Lineage: Eukaryota; Fungi; Ascomycota; Leotiomycetes; Helotiales; Sclerotiniaceae. The record is from the annotation of a GenBank genome assembly.
AUGGCAUAUGGAGGUGACGUCAAUCGAGGGCCAUUCUUGACCACUAUCAAUUGGGUAUUCAAUGCAAUUGCAUUAGUUGCUGUGAUCCUUAGACUCGCUUCGCACCAUUGGAGAGAGUCUCAGGGAUGGAAAAAGGAUGACGCAUUUAUCAUUCUUGCCAUGGUCAGUUGGAACUCUUCAUUGUAUCAAACAUCGUCGCUUGUACCUGAACUAAAUACUUGUUAUGCCAAACAGGCUGCGAACCUUGCAAGAGCCAUCUACGUUGACAUCACCAUCUCUUAUGGUCUCGGUCGCCAUCUCGAAGUUUUACUAGAAGAGAACCCCAUCCACGCGGUGAAGCUCCUCCGCCUAAUGGUGAUUCUCCAAGCUAUUGGUCUUUGGACUUUUACUCUGCCAAAGCUACCGGUGGUAGCUUUACUUGUCAAUAUUUUCGGGCGUAGCUCCAAGAGACUUGCAAUUAUACUCUACUCUGCAGUCACUGCUCUGAUCUUGCUCGUAAUUGUUUUGACCAUCACAACCUUUGUGCAGUGCACGCCGGUAUCAGCUAAUUGGACCGGGAAGGGUAAAUGUUGGUCCAAAAAUAUCAAUUUAGAUCUUGGCUAUCUUGCUGGAGCAUAUUCGGCUUUUCUGGAUUUUGCUCUUGCAUUAUAUCCUGUGUUGCGAGUCUCCCAUCUGCAAAUGGAGCGAUCGAGAAAAAUUCUUUUAGCAGGGUCUUUGAGUCUUGGUUUCAUCGCCGGGAUCAUAACAGCGUAUAAACUUUCUACAAUCAGUUCAAUCACGAAUGUAGCAGAUCCAACUUGGGCUACAGUACCAUUGGAAGUCUGGAAUAGUGUCGAAGGAACAGCUCUCAUCUUGGCCGCCUCUAUACCACUCACCCGGCCACUUCUAAUCUCCUUCUUCCAUGGCUUCCAGGCCUUCACCUCCCGACUAAGUAGUAGUCGCGCUAGCCAGACGACCAAAGUCAGCAACAGUUCUUUUAGUAGGGGAACAAAUAAGUCUAGCAACCACAAGCGUCUUCCUAGUGGUGAGGCACAAAAUAGCACAGACGAUGAUAUCUUACUCUACGAAAAUCCAGGCUUUCAAAACCAUAGCGACGUUGAGUCUGGCCACCAUCGCCAAAGUGGUUCGGGAAUAUACAAGACAGUUGAUUUCGUAGUUAACAGCAAGGCAAUGUCAAAAUGA